Molecule: messenger RNA, 4026 nt
Organism: Colossoma macropomum (tambaqui)
Lineage: Eukaryota; Metazoa; Chordata; Actinopteri; Characiformes; Serrasalmidae
Product: NACHT, LRR and PYD domains-containing protein 12-like
Exons: 10
Coding region: 244-4026 (1260 amino acids)
Molecular function (GO): protein binding
Source: RefSeq, a predicted model, not a curated record
CAGUCUGGACAGAGACAGAGAGAGUUCAGCUCUGUAAUGUUCUAAAGGCUCCAGUGGGAGAAGAGACUCUACUGAAAUGGAGAUGAAGUGUCUGUGUUGGUGGUCAGUGAUGUUUCUCUUGUAGAUCUGCUGUAAAUGAACACAGAUGAAGGUGGACUUGAACUUUCUCACUGAAGACGUCUAGACAAACCUCAGAAAAGCAUCUCCAGUGUCCAGCUGUGUGUGGAGAGUAAAACCUCAGUGAUGGAGCUUCAUCACUCCAGCAGUGGAGGAAGAACCUCUGAUUCAAAAGUGAAGCGUGCAGCAUCUCCAGAACCCAGCUGUGUGUCUAUGAAGAGUGACUGGUCCAUGGAGGAACCUCUUAAAUUCAGCAGAGGAGAAGGAGAACCCAGCUGUGUGUCUAGGAGGAGUGGCUGGUCCAUGGAGGAACCUCUUAAACUCAGCAGAGAAGGAGGAGAACCCAGCUGUGUGUCUAUGAGGAGUGACUGGUCCGUGGAGGAACCUCUUAAACUCAGCAGAGGAGGAGGAGAACCCAGCUGUGUGUCUAUGAAGAGUGACUGGUCCAUGGGGGAACCUCUUAAACUCAGUAGAGGAGGAGGAGAACCCAGCUGUGUGUCUAUGAAGAGUGACCGGUCCAUGGAGGAACCUCUUAAACUCAGUAGAGGAGGAGGAGAACCCAGCUGUGUGUCUAUGAAGAGUGACCGGUCCAUGGGGGAACCUCUUAAACUCAGCAGAGGAGGAGGAGAACCCAGCUGUGUGUCUAUGGGGAGUGACCGGUCCAUGAUGUUACCAGCACAGUCCAGUGGAGGGAGAGGAUCCUCUGACUCAGGCCAGCACUCUACAGUGGAUGACGUUCUUCACAGAGUCUUAGAGAGACACAAAACCAUCAUGAAGAACAAGUACGAGAGCUUAUUUGAGGGAAUCAGAACAGAAGAGAAUAAAGACAGGAUUUACACACAGCUCUACAUCAUAGAGGGAGAGAGUGAAGGAGUGAAUGAAGAACAUGAGGUUCUACAGAUGGAGAAAACAUCCAGGAGACACUUACAAGACUCUCCAAUCAACUGCUUAGACAUGUUUAAACCUCUACCAGGUCCUGGAGGAGAAACACAAGAAGAGAACAUUAGAGCUGUGAAGGCUGACAGUCUCAGACACAAAGAAAGAAAAGAAGAUAACAGACCAAAAGAGCCAGAGCUCAGAAGUGUUCUGACUAAAGGCAUCGCUGGAAUUGGAAAAACUGUCUCUGUGCAGAAGUUCAUUCUGGACUGGGCUGAAGGAAAAGCCAAUCAGGAUGUAGAGCUUGUGUUUGUGCUUCCGUUCCGGGAGCUGAACCUGAUUAAAGAUGAUCAAUACAGUCUUCAUGGACUUCUGUGUGACUUCCAUCCUGAGCUCAAAGAUCUGGACACAAAGAUUUAUGAUCAGCUCAAAGCUGUGUUUAUAUUUGAUGGUCUGGAUGAAAGUAGAAUUCCACUGAACUUUGAACAGUGUGAGAAAGUAUCUGACAUCACCAUGACAUCAUCAGUGGGUGUGUUGAUGACAAACCUCAUCAAAGGAGAGCUGCUUCCCUCUGCUCUGAUCUGGAUAACCUCCCGACCAGCAGCAGCCAAUCAGAUCCCUCCUAAAUACAUCAAGCGUGUGACAGAAAUUCAGGGAUUCAGUGACCCACAGAAGGAGGAGUACUUCAGGAAGAGGAUCAGUGAUGAAGACCAAGGCAAGAGAAUCAUCUCCCACAUUAAGACAGCGAGGAGCCUCCACAUCAUGUGCCACAUUCCAGUCUUCUGCUGGAUCUCAGCCACUGUUCUUCAGCAAAUCAUCAAACAGCAUCAUGCAGAAAUCCCUAAAACUCUGACUGAAAUGUACUCACACUUCCUGCUCACUCAGACAGACAUGAAGAAUGAGAAGUAUGAGGAAAAAGACGACAGAGACCCAAAGAACCUGCUGGAGUCCAACAGAACCAUUCUUCUGAAACUGGCUGAACUGGCUUUCAAACAGCUGAUGAAGGGCAAUGUGAUGUUCUAUGAAGAGGACCUGAGAGAGAGCAGCAUUGAUGUCACUGAGGCCUCAGUGUAUUCUGGGAUUUUCACUGAGAUCUUUAGGGAGGAAUGUGUGCUUUACCAGAGGAAGGUCUACUGCUUUGUUCAUCUGAGCUUUCAGGAGUUCCUGGCUGCUGUUUAUGUGUUUCACUGCUAUGAGAGCAAAAACAUGGAGGAACUGCAGAUAUUUAACCCACAGUACAGUGGGUGGUCUAAGAAAGUUCCUCUGGAUGAGGUUCUGAUGGGAGCAGUGAAUAAAGCUGUAGAGAGUCAAAAUGGACACCUGGAUCUUUUCCUCCGUUUCCUGCUGGGCAUCUCAGUGGAGUCCAAUCAGAGAUGCCUACAGGGUCUACUGACCCCAACACAGAGCAGCUCAGAGAGAACCAGACAGUACAUCAAGAGAUUAAUCAAAGGAGCAGAUAAAUAUCACCUCUCCACUAAGAGAUCCAUCAUCUCCACUGAGAGAUCCAUCAAUCUGUUCCUCUGUCUGUCUGAAAUGAGUGACGAGUCUCUCUCCAGAGAGAUUCAGGAGUCUUUAAUCUCAGAGAGACACUCAGAGGAGAAACUCUCUCCUGGACAGUGUUCAGCACUAGCCUGUAUGCUUCUGACCUCAGAGGAGGUUCUGGAUGAGCUGGACCUGAAGAAAUACAACACAUCAGAGGAGGGUUAUAGGAGACUGAUCCCAGCUCUGACUGUCUGCAGAAAAGCUCGACUAGCUGGGUGUGGUCUCACCACAAAUUCCUGUGAGAAUCUAUCAUCAGCUCUACAAUCUGUUAACUCAUCUCUGAAAGAGCUAGACCUGAGUAAAAAUGACCUUCAGGAUUCAGGUGUGGAGCUGCUGUCUGCUGGACUGAAGAACUCACACUGUAAACUGGAGAUACUCAGACUAGCUGGGUGUGGUCUCACCACAAAUUCCUGUGAAAAUAUAUCAUCAGCUCUACAGGCCAAAAACUCGUCUCUGAAAAAGCUAGACCUGAGUAACAAUGACCUUCAGGAUUCAGGUGUGGAGCUGCUCUCUGCUGGACUGAGGAGUUCAUUCUGUAAACUGGAGACACUCAGACUAGCUGGGUGUGGUCUCACCACAAAUUCCUGUGGGAGUCUAUCAUCAGCUCUACAAUCUGGUAACUCAUCUCUGAAAGAGCUAGACCUGAGUAACAAUGACCUUCAGGAUUCAGGAGUGGAGCUGCUCUCUGCUGGACUGAAGAACUCACACUGUAAACUGGAGACACUCAGAUUGUGUGGCUGUAUGGUUACAGAUGACGGCUGUUCUUCUCUGGCUUCAGCUCUGAAAUCAAACCCCUCCCACCUGAGAGAACUGGAUCUGACUUAUAAUCACCCACGAGAGUCCGGAGUUAAGCUGCUGUCUGAUCUACUGGAGGAUCCACACUGUAAACUGGAGAAACUACAGAUGGAUCAUGGAGGGAAGAUCAGGAUCAAACCAGGACCACAGAAAUAUGCUGUUAAUCUCACUCUGGAUUCAAACACAGUGAACAGUCGUCUCUCUCUGUCUGAGAGGAACAGAAAGGUGAAGUGGGUGAGAGAAGAUCAGUCGUAUCCAGAUCAUCCAGACAGAUUUGAUAGCUGUCCUCAGGUUCUGAGUGUGGAGAGUCUGACUGGACACUGUUACUUGGAGGUUCAGUGGAGCGAAAUCAGGGCUGAUAUAUCAGUAUCAUACAGAGGAAUCAGGAGGAAAGGAGACAGUAAAGACUGUGUGUUUGGAUUCAAUAAACACUCCUGGAGUCUGAGCUGCAUUAAUAACAGUUACUCUGUCUGGCACAAUAAACAGAGAACUGUCCUACCUGCCCCCCACUCCCCCUCUAAAAGAGUAGGAGUGUAUCUGGACUGGGGGUCCGGCACUCUGUCUUUCUACACCAUCUCCCCUAACACACACAUACUGACCCACCUACACACACUCAGCACCACAUUCACUGAACCGCUCUACACUGGAUUUGGAGUUUAUUAUAACUCCUCAGUGAGUCUAUGUGAGAAAGAAUAA